This is a messenger RNA of Thalassophryne amazonica, 3322 nucleotides long. RefSeq lists its product as uncharacterized. Lineage: Eukaryota; Metazoa; Chordata; Actinopteri; Batrachoidiformes; Batrachoididae. The record is from RefSeq and is a predicted model, not a curated record. The transcript has a single exon.
AAACGGACAAACGACGAACGUAACAUGCAUUUGCGGAAAGCUGUGCAAGAACCAUCGUGGCCUGAAAAUCCAUCAGGCUAGAAUGAAAUGCUUGGAGAAAGACAAUGAGGUACAACGCUCAGGUCUUGUACCUGGUGAGACGCAGGAGGAGCCCGGCCAGGAGGCAACCCACAGAGCCCAGUCCCUCCACUUACCUCAGACUCUCAAUCCCAGCAGAGUAAGUCCACAGCAGCGGUUUAAGUGGCCCCCAGCCAGCAAGAGGAGCGAGUGGCAGCAGUUUGACAAGGAUGUGUCAAACAUCAUCCAGGCCACAGCCAAAGGAGACGCGGACAGCCGACUCACAUCAAUGACCACCAUCAUCAUCAGCUAUGCCUCAGAAAGAUUUGGGCAGGUGGACAAAGGAAAAUCAAAACCCACUUCCUACACAAUGAGCCGAAGGGCCACCCGGAUACAUCAUCUGCGCCAGGAGCUUCGUACCCUCAAGAAGCAGUACAAGGCUGCAACUGAGGAGGAGGCGCAACCCUUAGCGGAACUGAAAAACAUCCUGCACAAGAAGCUGAUGACUCUUCGCAGAGCAGAAUGGCACCGGAGACGGGGGAGGGAGAGGGCAAGGAAGCGAGCGGCUUUCAAACAACUGCUAGGGGACAAGCGCAGUGGCCGGCUUGAGUGCUCUAUAGAGCAAGUAAACCGCUUCCUCCAGGACACUGUGAGCGACCCUCUGAGAGACCUGGAACUGGAGCCCAACAAAGCUCUCAUCAGCCCAGAUCCCCCAACAACAGAGUUCAACCUGAAGGAGCCAAGUCUGAAGGAGGAUGAGGAGGUUGUCAAGGCGGCCCGCUCUGCGUCAGCACCAGGCCCCAGUGGAAUUCCUUAUCUGGUCUACAAGCGCUGCCCGGAGCUUCUACGGCACCUGUGGAGGAUCCUGAAGGUGAUUUGGAGAAGGGGAAAAGUGGCCGACCAGUGGAGGCAUGCUGAGGGAGUUUGGAUCCCCAAAGAGGAGAACUCACAAGACAUCAGUCAGUUUCGAUCCAUCUCACUGCUGAGCGUGGAAGGGAAGGUAUUUUUUAGCAUCGUCUCACGAAGACUGACCGAAUUCCUCCUCAAGAACAGCUAUACUGACCCAUCAGUUCAGAAGGGAGGGAUCUCUGCUCCUGGCUGCUUGGAACACACUGGGGUCAUCACGCAACUCAUCAGAGAGGCCCAUGAGAACAAAGGCGACCUAGCUGUGUUGUGGUUGGACCUGGCCAACGCCUACGGGUCCAUACCACACAAGCUGGUUGAGCUCGCUCUCCACCUCCACCAUGUUCCCAGUAAGAUCAAGGACCUCAUCCUGGAUUAUUAUAAUAACUUCAGGAUGAGAGUUACUUCUGGGUCAGUGACAUCGGACUGGCAUCGCAUUGGGAAAGGGAUAAUUACAGGCUGCACCAUCUCUGUUGUCCUCUUCUCCCUAGCCAUGAACAUGGUGGUCAAGUCAGCUGAGGUGGAAUGCAGAGGGCCCCUGACCAAGUCAGGUGUACGACAGCCCCCCAUCAGAGCCUAUAUGGAUGACCUCACUGUAACAACCAUGUUGGUCCCGGGGUGCAGGUGGAUCCUGCAAGGGCUCGAAAAGCUCAUCACCUGGGAAAGGAUGAGCUUCAAGCCCUCCAAAUCACGAUCCAUGGUGCUGAAGAAGGGGAAGGUGAGUGACAAGUUCCGCUUUUCCAUCUCAGGAACUGUCAUCCCAACCAUCACGGAGCAACCCGUGAAGAGUUUGGGGAAACUCUUCGACUCCACCCUGAAGGAGUCAGCAGCCAUCCAGAAGGCCAGCUUAGAACUUGGAACUUGGCUCACCAAGGUAGACAAGUCUGGCCUGCCUGGUAGGUUUAAAGCCUGGAUCUACCAGCAUUCAAUCCUGCCCCGCAUCCUGUGGCCCCUGUUGAUUUAUGCAGUCCCAAUAACAGCAGUUGAGUCCCUAGAGAGGAAGAUCAGUGGCUUUCUUUGAAAGUGGCUGGGACUUCCUCGCAGCCUUACCAGUGCUGCCCUGUACGGAACGAGUAACAUCCUGCAGCUUCCUCUCAGUGGUUUCACAGAAGAGUUCAUGGUGGCACGCACCAGAGAAGUUCUACAGUACAGGGACUCAAAGGACUGCAAAGUGUCAGCAGGGGGCAUCGAGGUGAGGACAGGAAGGAAGUGGAAGGCAUGGGAAGCAGUGGAGCUGGCAGAGUCACGCCUAAGACAGAAGGCAUUGGUAGGCACUGUGGCAACAGGCAGAGCAGGCUUGGGUUACUUCCCAAAGAUCUUCAUCAGCCAGGCCCAUGGGAAGGAAAGGCACCACCUGAUCCAGGAGGAAGUCAGAGCAGGUGUGGAGGAAGAGCGGGUGAGCAGGGCAGUAGGACUACGGCAACAGGGAGCAUGGACAAGGUGGGAGAGCGCACUACAGCGCAGGAUCACCUGGACAAACAUCUUGCAGCCAGAUUUUCAGCGGGUCCGCUUCCUGGUGCAAGCUGUCUACGAUGCUCUGCCAAGUCCAGCGAACCUCCAUGUGUGGGGGAAAAGCGAGACACCUUCCUGCCCACUGUGCUCUGGUAGAGGCUCUUUAGAACACCUCCUCAGUGGCUGCACAAAGGCUCUGGCAGAUGGUCGCUAUCGCUGGCGCCAUGACCAGGUGCUUAAGGCAGUCGCUGAGAGCGUAGCCUCAGCCAUCAGCUCCAGCAAGAACCAUCAUGCUCCAAAGAAGGCAAUCUCCUUUGUUAAAGCUGGAGAAAAACCCAGAGCAAACCAACAUGCGACAUCAGGACUACUCCACACAGCAGCUGACUGGCAGUUGCAGUUUGACCUGGGUAGGCAGCUGAGGUUCCCCCAGCACAUCGCAACAACAUUCCUUUGCCCAGAUAUGAUCAUGACCUCUCAGUCUUCGAAACAGCUGAUCAUACUGGAGUUGACAGUGCCCUGGGAAGAAAACAUCGAGGAGGCCAAUGAGAGGAAGAGGGCUAAGUACCAGGAACUGGUGGAGGAGUGCAGGGAGGGAGGCUGGAAGACGGUCUACAAGCCCAUAGAGGUAGGCUGCAGGGGAUUUGCAGGGCGGUCUCUGUGCAAGGACCUCAGCCGCCUGGGCAUCGUAGGAGCGGCAAAGAAGAGGGCCAUCAAGUCCGCAAGCGAAGCCGCCGAAAAGGCCACCAGGUGGCUUUGGGUGAAGAGGGCAGAUCCAUGGGCUGCUACUGGGAUGCAAGUCGGGGCUUGAUCACCCCCGGCUGGGUCGCCUGGGUGAGGGUGUAUGAUGUUGCAAGACCUGAAACACCUGAUGACCCCAGGAUACAUCACUGAUGAUGCGUCCCAGUGCAUC